Messenger RNA from Erigeron canadensis, 1548 nucleotides. RefSeq names its product F-box/FBD/LRR-repeat protein At1g13570-like. Lineage: Eukaryota; Viridiplantae; Streptophyta; Magnoliopsida; Asterales; Asteraceae. Gene Ontology annotation, molecular function: protein binding. Bases 33 to 1214 code for a protein of 393 amino acids. The transcript is spliced from 5 exons. The record is from RefSeq and is a predicted model, not a curated record.
GAAGUGUGACGGAGCAAGAAGUUGAUAAAAAGAUGAAAGCUCAAUGCUUGGAUUUGGAUAGAAUUAGCAGCCUUCCACCAGAUAUAAGUGAAUAUAUUCUAACUCUUAUGCCAAUCAAAGAUGCAUUGAGAACCAGCAUUUUGUCAAGGAAAUGGAGAUAUUGUUGGAAGACCAUGCCUAAACUUGUAUUUGAGGGGAGUUUGCGUGAUUGUGGACAGUCAGAGAUGGAUAAGCUUGUCUUUGCCCUCGUCCUUAUUUUGAUUCGGCACGAGGGUCCGAUAGAGGAGCUAGCUAUUUCUAUUGAUGCAUACGAUUCAGAUAUGGUUGCUGAGUUUAACGACAGAAUACGUUAUCUUUCAGGGACCAAUAAAGUGAAAAAAUUGAUCUUUGAGCCUGUUGGAAGAUACUACUACCAGCUACAGCCUCCCUUCUUUUGUUUGCAGGGAUUGGAACUCCUACAUCUAGCAAAUUGUUAUUUUGAACAUCCACUGACAUUUCAUGGAUUUAGUGGGUUGAAGUCACUGGAGUUCUUCAAUGUCCUGAUUAAUCCUCAAACGUUCAAACGUUUCCUUUCUGAUUGCCCACUACUUGAACGUAUCUGUCUGACGGGCCAAUAUCAGCGCCGAUAUCAGGGCCUCCUGAGAGAGAAUACGUUUACGUUUGUUGAGCUGUUAACCUGUGUACCUUUGAUUAAGACUUUGCAAGUCGAAGAUGAUUAUAUGAGGUACUUGGCCACAGGUGGUAUGCCACAAAAGCUUCCAAGUUCACUAAUUUACCUCAAACAUCUCUAUUUGGAUGUGUGCUUGAUGGAGCAAGAUGAAAUUUCUUCUGUCCUUUGUAUGAUCAGGAGUUCGCCAAAUUUAGAGCAAAUUUCUUUCCGGAUGUUUAGUAGUAGUGAAGAGUUUCCUGUUCGAAAAACAACCUCCAUGGACUUGCUUGAUCUACGAGACGACAUGAGUUUAAACCUGGAUCAUCUCAAGAAUUUUACAAUAGAAAACUUUGGUAACUUGGCUAUUGAGAUUAAUUUACUGAAACUCUUCCUGGCCAAGUCACCUAUGCUGGAGGGUGCUUGGUUAGAGCUUAGUAGCGAUGUUUCGGUCGAUGAAGAAGUGAGGUUGCUUAGAGAUCUAGUACAAUGGCCGCCAUAUCUACGUGCAUCACCUUCUGCAAAACUCACAGUUACGCGCACGACUGAAAGAUUAUGUCAAUUGUGAAUUUGGAUUAUUUAUUACGUUUAUGUUAUUUUUCAUUCAGAAACAAGUUCUAAGUGAUCCUGAAAAGGGUGAAGUGUGUGACAAAGAUGGAAAAUCAGGAGUACAUGAUGACUCAAUUGUGGAUCCUCCCAACCAUUUUUUGCAUGCUUUUUGGAGUGAUGUGUUUGAGGAUUAUAUUGGACAACUUCAUAUGGCUUUCAUACAAUCUGUACAAAUGCACAAGCAGUUGCAACUAACUUAAUCAUAGUGCUAGGAAGUGAUUUUGUAUUGUCUGAGAUUAAUUUUAAAUUGAUUCUUAUGCUGGUGUUUAAUGUCUAUAAUUGCACUUUUUGGA